Molecule: messenger RNA, 930 nt
Organism: Ochotona princeps (American pika)
Lineage: Eukaryota; Metazoa; Chordata; Mammalia; Lagomorpha; Ochotonidae
Product: vomeronasal type-1 receptor 90-like
Exons: 1
Coding region: 1-930 (309 amino acids)
Biological process (GO): G protein-coupled receptor signaling pathway
Cellular component (GO): membrane
Molecular function (GO): pheromone receptor activity
Source: RefSeq, a predicted model, not a curated record
AUGAAUAGAAAGAAUAUAUUUUGCAGUUUUGUGGCCCUAAAGUAUGCGGUUUUCUCUGAAAUCAGCAUUGGGAUCUCAGCCAAUGCCUUCCUCCUGCUCUUCCACAUUCUCUCCUUCUUUCUCAAGCACAGACCCAAGCCCACCGACCUCACCAUCGGGCACUUGGCCCUCAUCCACCUGGCGACUCUGACCAUUGCAGGGUUUGUAUCCAUGGGUGUGUUUCAGUCUCAGGGGCAGUCAUGGGAUGACAUCACAUGUAAAGCACUUUUCUACUUGUACCAGGUGAUGCGGGGCCUCUCCCUGUGCACCACCUGCCAGCUGAGUGUCCUCCAGGCCAUCACCCUCAGCCCCUGGAGCUCCUGGUUGGCCAAGUUCAAACAGACAUCUUCCCAUCACAGCCUGCAUAGCUUUUUCUUCAUUUGGGUCAUCAAUUUGUCCAUGAGUGCUCAUCUCUUAAUCUGCACUGUUGCUUCAACAAAUCAUAGGUCCAGCAAUCUUAUGGCUGUGACUAAAUCCUGUUCUCUUUGGCCGCUGAAAUACUUAUUCAGGCACACAUUUUCCAUAUUGUGGAUCUUCCGGGAUGUGUCCCUCACAGGACUCAUGGCCCUCUCCAGUGCCUACAUGGUGACCCUCCUGUGCAGGCACAAGAGGCAGUCCCGGCACCUUCACAGCACCAACCUUUCUCCACGAGCCUCCCCAGAGCUGAGGGCCACCCGCACCAUCCUGCUGCUCAUGGGUGUGUUUGUGCUCCUGUACUUGGUGGACUGCAUUGUGUCUGCCUUCUCAGGGAUGGCAUGGAAUGACUCAGUUCAUUUGUGUGUCCAGAUGUUUGUGGGCACUGGCUAUGCCUCCAUUGCCCCUUUGGUACUAAGCAGAGAAAAACGCAUCAUCCAGUUGUUGAAGUCCAUGUCCAAGACUGAAAGUAUGUGA